GAAAAUAAGAUAAAAAGAUACAAUUGAGUGAAGAAACAGCUGCUCACGAUGGAGCCAAAGGACACACCGAUAACUCCAUGCAGCCUGGGCCCCGGCUCUGGUCUGGAGUUUGGCUCCUUUGUGAGCAGCCUUUCAUCACUUACACCAAAGACAGAGGAAGAGGAGAAACCAGAAAUAUCAAGGAGACGCUCCUACAUAGCUGUGGCCGUGCUUUGCUACGUCAACUUGAUCAACUACAUGGAACGGUUCACAUUAGCAGGUGUCCUUUCCAACAUUCAGAAGUUCUUUGAUAUAAGUGACAGCACAGCCGCACUUUUACAAACAGUUUUCAUUUGCAGUUUCUUGCUCUUGGCCCCUCUCUUUGGUUACCUUGGGGACCGCUACAACCGGAAAUACAUCAUGAUUGGUGGUUUGAGUGUGUGGCUUGCGACUGCAGUUGGCUGCUCUUUCGUCACUAAAUCGCAAUUCUGGCUCCUGAUGCUGCUGCGAGCCAUCGUCGGGGUCGGAGAGGCCAGCUACACCACCCUUGCUCCCACCAUCAUUGGUGACCUUUUUGUUGGGGAUAAACGGAGCACCAUGAUCUGUGCCUUCUACGUCAUUAUGCCAAUUGGAAGUGGUCUUGGAUUCAUGGUAGGUGCAGGGGUUACAUCUCUCACCGGAGACUGGCGCUGGGCUUUCAGGAUUAAUCCCAUCUUGGGUUUUGUGGGACUUGUCUUGUUGGCUUUCUUAUGCCCCAACCCACCCAGAGGUGCUGCAGAGACACAUGGAAGGGGAGUCACAGGGAACAGCUCUUACCUGGAAGACAUCAAGUAUCUUCUGAAAAAUAAAAGUUAUGUACGCUCAUCAUUUGGAGUGACAUCCACGACGUUUCUCGGCGGAGCCCUGGCUUUUUGGAUGCCCACUUUUCUGUCCAGAGCUCGGGUCAGUCAGGGACUCCAACCGCCGUGUGUCAAAGGGCACUGCAACCACACAGACAGUUAUAUCUUCGGUGCUAUUACGGUGGUGUCAGGCUUUCUGGGAGGAUGUCUCGGCAGUGCUAUAUCUAAAUGGUUUAGGGACAAGGUCCCAAAGGCGGACCCACUCAUCUGUACAGUUGGCCUGCUAGGAUCGGUUCCCUGCCUCCUCAUCACCAUCUUUGUGGCAUCAGCAAGUAUCCCCGCCACUUAUGUAUUCAUUUUCAUUGGUGAACUGCUGAUAUCACUCAACUGGGCUGUCAUGCCUGAUAUACUGCUGUAUGUUGUUAUACCGACCAGACGGUCCACAGCUGAGGCCCUCCAGACAACACUCUGUCAUCUCCUGGGUGACGCUGGGAGUCCCUACCUAGUCGGAGUGAUCUCUGAUGCUAUACGCAAAUCCAAAUCUGCAACACAUCAAUGGAACUUCCACAGUCUGCAGUACAGCCUUGUCAUCCUCCCGUUUGUUGGGCUCCUGGGUGGACUCUUUUUCUUCUUGGCUUCCUUCCACAUUACAGAAGACAGGAAGGCAGCUGUGCUAUCAGUUGAAGGAGAUCUCCCACCACAGCAGGGUCCUGGAUCUGAGCCCCCGGUGGAACAGAGCAAUGGGGCGAUUGAAUAAAGCUGGACAAAGGCCUCAAUGCAAUUAAUUUAUUAGUAAAUAUUUGAAGUUAAACUGCUGGUGCUGAAAGCAGGAUGUUUAAGGUAUCUUGAAAAGAUGCAUCUUUGUCACUUUGGAGCUAUACACUGAUGACAGAUGCAAAAAAAUGUGUUAAUUCACAUUUUAAGACUAUCGAAUUAAAUGCCUUUUUUAAAAAUGUUUAUACGUUCAGGGUCAACCUGUAUUUUCUACGGCUACUCUAAAAUUUGCCUCAAAGGGAUGAACAAUCAGUACAACACCUUUUAACCUUAGA
This is a messenger RNA of Epinephelus fuscoguttatus (brown-marbled grouper), 1867 nucleotides long. Its product is annotated as protein spinster homolog 3-like. Gene Ontology annotation, biological process: transmembrane transport. The transcript is spliced from 13 exons. NCBI's taxonomy places the organism in Eukaryota, Metazoa, Chordata, Actinopteri, Perciformes, Serranidae. Gene Ontology annotation, cellular component: membrane. Gene Ontology annotation, molecular function: transmembrane transporter activity. Bases 49 to 1575 code for a protein of 508 amino acids. The record is from RefSeq and is a predicted model, not a curated record.